Messenger RNA from Lepisosteus oculatus (spotted gar), 2725 nucleotides. Lineage: Eukaryota; Metazoa; Chordata; Actinopteri; Semionotiformes; Lepisosteidae. The record is from RefSeq and is a predicted model, not a curated record.
UUAGCUUCAAAAAUCUCUCUAGGCACAGCAUUCAUUAAAAAAAAAAACAUCCUCCUUGCGUAUUCACACGUGUGCAAGAUGCGUGGGGUAUCUGAACGCAUUUCAGCUCCCACGUGUUUCAAGGUCAAAGGGGUCGCUCUGAAUCCCGGGAAAGAAUCCGUCGCGGAUGUGAAGUCCAGAUGAAUGACUGGUGUUCGUGUUAGGGUGUCAUUUUGAUUGCUCUGAUUUCGAGCGGGGUGAGAGGGUGUGUGCUAGUUAACGGGGUUAUAACACUUCUGUCACAUACGGUUCGUGAGAGAAACGCUGUUUUAGCGACGACGGAUUCAGUUCGUGAAGGUGAACCAUGGCAACCUUUUGACGUCUCGCGGGUCGCCGCGGUCCCUAUUGUGACAGCCGCUGCGCGUCGCGCCUGCAAGCCAAUAAAAGACCCCCCCCUCUCUCUCGCGCCGGCAAGGUGUCCGUUUUGAAUUCCGGCCGUUCCAGCCGCUGUCUGUCAACGGAAAGGGACUAAGGAGCGACGUUGAGAUCACAAUUAAACCCAGCCGGAGGCCCGCAAUGGACACACGCCCAGGACCCGGGGCAAAACCAGCAGCGUCACCCGCCACAAGGAGUGAAAAUCGCUUCAGAAAGGAAAACAAAAGCCAGGCGCGCCAGAGCCGCUCCGGCUGCCCCGGAAAACCCCAAAGUGACGAGUCCGGCCGGAAAGAGGAGCAAGUUAAGACCGAGGCAGGCGGGCCCUGUGAAUUACGUGUCCAAACGGUCCCCAGGCGGGAAGAUAUACCGGUCAUUUUUAAAGCGGAGAGGUCCUCGAGUGGGAAAACCGUGGUGGGAGUGGCGGUGAAAGAGAAAAGGAGGAGAAGUGCAAACGGGGACGAUGGAGGAGUGAAAACCGAGGAGGGCCGAGUGGCGGAAGGCGUGGGUCACCCCCACGCUGGGCCGACUCCCAGCGGCCUGAAAGGAGAGAAGAGCGACGGGGCUUUCGCGACGCCUCGACCGCUCCCGCCCGAGGACACGGAACGGGUCCCGCCCAGCGGCGCGGCGGCGGCGGGGCGGGGAGGAGGCGCGGCCCCGGCGGUCCUGCACCACAGCUUCCCGACGGCCUUCCUGACCGCCGAGCCCAUCCGGCUGAGCAGAGUGCCCUUCCCCGCUCUGCCCAUCGCGCUGCAGCCGCUGGCGCACACCUCCGUGAAGGUGGAGACCAGAAACGUGCCGCUCACCCUCCCGCCGUCGGAGUCAGGGGAUUUUCAGAUUCCUUGCUGUAAGGAGCGAAACGGACACAUCAAGCGCCCCAUGAAUGCCUUCAUGGUGUGGGCCAGGAUUCACAGACCUGCUCUGGCCAAAGCCAACCCCACCGCUAACAACGCGGACAUCAGCGUGCAGCUGGGAGUGGAGUGGAACCGGCUGUCCGAGGAGCAGAAGAAGCCUUACUACGAUGCGGCGCAGAGGAUCAAAGACAAGCACCGAGAGGAAUUCCCUGGAAAUAGUCAGCAUUCUGUUAUUCAGGCAACAGUCAGCACUGCUCAGGAUUCAGCCCCAGUAACUGUGUUUCAGCCAGCUAGUCCAGUUCAGGUGAUCCUUCCAACUGCCUGCCUCCCGUCUUGCCAACCAGUGCCAGCCUCAUCUACUGUCCUGCCAGUAAAGACUGAAGCCAGCCGUAGUGUAGCCAUGCCAGCUCCCCUGCGCAGCCUGCCUGAGCUCAAGUUUCCUCUUGUGCCUGGGGAUAUUGUGCGUGAAAGCCCCGAGACAAAACGCAGCACCCAACCUCAGUGCAGCGCUGCUCCUGAGCUGCCCAAAUCCAAAGAGAUCCCCCAUGCCAACAUGCCAGUCUGCUCCAGAGACUCCCAGCUAGGCGUUCCAGUCCUCCACCACCCUCCCAUCUUCCCCCCUCGCCCCCUGGCACACCCAGCCGCUCUCUUUCCUGCCCCGCCAUUCCCCUACCCUCCUCCAUUCUUUCUACCAGGACCACACUUCUUCGCACCCAGCCCUUGUCCUUACAACCGCACUCCAUUCAACUACACUGAGUACCCCAACCCCAUGGCAGACUUUUUCGGCUACUAUGAGGAGCACUAUCAGAAGCACGAGGCCAUGUUUUCUGCUUUGAACCGUGACUAUCCCUUCAGAGCUGGCGUGGAGGCCGGAGGGCCCAGGGCAGGCCCCCGGCCUGGACAGGCCUGUCCCUCCAGCCACAGCUCGGAGGAGUACCUCGGCCUGGGGCCGGCGCUGGACAUCGGCGUCUUCAGCGCCCCCCUGCCACAGCCCCCCCGCCUGCAGAGAGUCAAUGUCACGGACUCGGACGACGAAGAGGAGGAGGGCGAGGAGCGAGUGCUGAGGGUUUUAUAACUGGACUGUAGAGGACCGUUUCACAGCAAGGCUGUGGGCUGGAUAACAUACUGGAAUAGAAACACUUCAAAUUUUCCCAUUUUAUAUUGCAUGUUGCUCAUGGUCUGAAUCAUAGUUUUUUUUUUUAAGAAAAAGAGCAGCAUGAUUCUUUUAACUGUCAUUUCUGUUUUAGGAUUGUCUUGUAAUCUGAGACUCCAAAGAUUUUGUUCUCAUGCUUACCCAGCUGUAAUGGAAUACUUCCAUGUAUGUUCCGGUCACAUUACUAGAGAUAAUAUACUGUGUAUAAAAUCAAUGUGGGUGUUUUGAAAGGAAUUUACUUCAAUUGCUCCAUGUCAAAAGUAUGCCCCAUUUCACUCUCCAAUAAAUUUGCUAUUGAGAAGCUUUU